Molecule: messenger RNA, 1412 nt
Organism: Melitaea cinxia (Glanville fritillary)
Lineage: Eukaryota; Metazoa; Arthropoda; Insecta; Lepidoptera; Nymphalidae
Product: MAGUK p55 subfamily member 7-like
Exons: 6
Coding region: 18-1061 (347 amino acids)
Cellular component (GO): cell-cell junction; plasma membrane
Molecular function (GO): protein binding
Source: RefSeq, a predicted model, not a curated record
CUUUACUCUCAAAUGCUAUGCAAGUGACUCUGGAGGUUUUGGAAAUGUUUGGUGAGAUAGUAACAACAUCUACUGAGUAUGAUGAGCUUUUGAAGUUACUGCAAAAGCCACACUUCCAGGCAAUACUCUGUACGCAUGAUGCUGUGGCCCAAAAAGAUUAUUACCCUCACUUGCCCGAUGUACCUGCUGACGCUGAUGAUGAAGAAGAAACUGUAAAAAUUGUUCAACUUGUAAAAAGUGAUGAGCCACUGGGUGCUACUAUAAAAACUGAUGAGGAAAGUGGGAAAAUUGUUAUAGCCAGAGUUAUGCAUGGUGGUGCAGCUGACCGUUCGGGCCUUAUUCAUGCUGGAGAUGAAGUCAUAGAGGUUAAUGGAAUAAGUGUACAGAAUAAAUCACCAGCAGAUGUACUUUCAAUUUUGCAAAGUUCUGAAGGGACCAUUACAUUUAAGCUAGUACCAUCUUUUGGGAAGGGUGGUUCACGGGAAAGUAAAGUGAGAGUAAGAGCUCUGUUUAAUUAUAAUUCCGCCGAAGAUCCGUACAUUCCUUGUAAAGAAGCAGGUCUUAAUUUUAAGAAGGGCGAUAUACUACACAUUGUUUCUCAAGAUGACGCCUACUGGUGGCAGGCUCGGCGUGAAGGUGAUCGGGUCAUGAGGGCGGGGCUUAUACCGUCUAGGGCUCUACAAGAAGGAAGGAUUAUACAUGAGCGACAAGCAGAACCGCAAACCAUGGACGGGAAGCCAGCCUUGUGUAGUUCAUCGGCUACAAAUUCCGAUUGUGGUCCUAAAACUCCGUGUUCGCCAACACCAAAUGCUACAGCUCUUCUACCAUGCAAGUCAACACCUAAAGUAAAGAAAAUAAUAUAUGAUAUAAAAGAAAACGAUGAUUUUGAUCGUGAAAUGAUUCCAACAUAUGAGGAGGUAGCGAGAUUGUAUCCAAGACCAGGACUAGUAAGACCUAUUGUACUAGUUGGUGCUCCAGGAGUCGGUCGUAACGAGUUACGAAGAAGGCUGAUAGCGACUGAUCCGGAAAAGUACGUCACACCUAUACCAUGUAAGUAUUGAUAGCGAAGUUUUGCGAAUAUUGUUUAUCAAUGUAAUUUCUGUGUCAGUGUCCUAAUUUUGUUUGGCUAGCGUUAUCACUGUUUUUGUUUUCAUAUACUGCAAAAAGAAGUAAAAAAAAGCAUGAAUAUUAUGUAAUUGGUACAAUAAUUAAAGUACAAAAUUUGCUCGCUAAUGCUAUCGCUAUAUUAAAAUAAAAUAUUGCGAAUAUGAGUUCUAAAUGGAGUAUUUGAAUGAUUAUCUCGUCUUCGAAGAUAAAGAUUGUAUUAAGAAGCAUUCUAAGUUAAAAAAGUAUAUUUUAUUAAUUUGAACAAUGUUUAAAAUGUUUUGUUUAACAAAAUUAUAAUAAUUUUU